Blepharisma stoltei is the source of this 645-nucleotide messenger RNA. The record is from the annotation of a GenBank genome assembly. Lineage: Eukaryota; Ciliophora; Heterotrichea; Heterotrichida; Blepharismidae.
AUGGCUAUUGAAAUCGGAAAAAGACUGAGAAUCGAACAAGACGCUGAAGACCUCUCCGCUAAACGAAUUUGCAGGUCUACAAAUGGUCAAAUUCCACAAGUAGUAGAGCUCGUCACUCCCUCCAAGAGCGAAAACCUCACCCGUCUUCACAAUCUUUUCCCCAAUAGAAGAAGAGAGGACCUUUCCUAUGUUUUAGACCAGACUUCAAACUGUUUUGAAGCCAGCAUUUCCUUCAUUCAGAAGCUCGAGUUAGAAAAAUCAAUUGAGCAAGCUACUUCUACCCAUUCUGCAGGUCUAAUUAACGAUCUAAUCCAGAGUGGAUCUGAGAACGCAGCAAUUCAAACAGCGUUCAUGUAUUUAAAGCGCCACACUGAACACACUUCAAAUAUGUAUCUAUCCGCGCUGAGGCAAGAACACAAUCAGCUUGAAAGCCAGUUUGAAAGCCAAAAGCGAGAUGCAGCCACAUUGAAAAAGACUGUGCUCAAGCUGCAUAAAAAAUUGAAAUUAGCUGCUGAAAAGGAAAAAGCGUGUGAAGAGCUGAGAGAGCAGCUGAGACAGGAGAAGAUUAAGAAUUAUGCAUUGCAGCUGCAGCUUGCUAAAGGAGUAUUUGCAGAUGAAGUGUCGCCGAAUAGAGAGUUAUUUUAA